This is a messenger RNA of Protopolystoma xenopodis, 318 nucleotides long. The record is from the annotation of a GenBank genome assembly. Lineage: Eukaryota; Metazoa; Platyhelminthes; Monogenea; Polystomatidea; Polystomatidae.
AUGCUUCUGGUUAUUCAAGUAUUAGAACAAUCAUAUACUGAAUUAACUCAAUUGACUUUGGCUCUAGACGCCCAUCAACUGAUUGAGUCGCGUCUUUCUUCAGACCAUGCACAUCUGCAGCGUCUUCACGCUGAGUUGACGCGCCAAUACGAGGCAGCCAGCAACGGCCUGCGCGAGGCGAAAGCUGGGCAGCGCAAAAUGCGAGCUUAUCUCGUGAGCCUUGAGGAAGAGGUAGCGCCGUUACGAGCGGAAGCUGCUGGUGUCCGAAGGCUUCGCGAGGCCUUGGAACGCAAUCGUGAUACUCUCAAAGGCUUUUGA